Messenger RNA from Leptinotarsa decemlineata (Colorado potato beetle), 775 nucleotides. RefSeq names its product Rap GTPase activating protein 1 (gene RapGAP1). The record is from RefSeq and is a predicted model, not a curated record. NCBI's taxonomy places the organism in Eukaryota, Metazoa, Arthropoda, Insecta, Coleoptera, Chrysomelidae.
UACAAUUAUUAUACGGACUUGGAUGUUUUGCUCAUAUGAAACCGCUAAUUUUCUCGUUUGUCACAUUGGCUGGGGAAACAAAUGCUAUCUAGUCGGCUUCGUGGAUUGUUGAAAACUCAAGUAGCGUCGGUGUGUGUGGUUUGCCAUAAUAUAAUUUUUUACUUUGCGGAUAUUGCAGUGUUCUAUAGUGAUUUCGUGUGUUAUUUUGAGCAUCCCGUUGAUUUCUGAGCAGUAAUCAGUCAAUAAUUUGACCAGUCGCUAUCAAUUUGAUCGCUGAAGAUGGAAGAAAAAAAUUCCAAAAGUUACGAAAAAUUGGCCGAGACAUCGACUCCUCCGAAGAGCCCAAAGUCUCCUCUCAGACCUUUUCGGUUGAAGUUCCAUAGAAUGUUGAGCACCGGAAGCCUCAAACUGGGAUCCCAUUCUUCGCCAGGAACGCCUAGUUCUUUAUCCUCGAGUUCUGAUGGGAAACAUUACAGUUUCGAUUGCGAAUCUAUGGAUUUCAUAAGGAGUCAAAGUGGUCUCCGAAUAAAACAUGGCGUGCCGAUGAAGAAAAUUGGUAGCAAGAAGAAAUUCCAUAGCUUUUUGAGGAAAAAUAGGAAACGAAAAGUGAAAGAAAGUAAUGAAUGCGUAAAUCAGUUGGUUCCCAUCAUAAAACUUUCGUUGGUUUCUGAUAAUGAGGGGAGCAGUUCUGCUGAAAAUUCAAGACCGAAUUCCCUGAAUCUUUCGAAAAAACUCAGGUGAGAGCAAAUUAUUAUUUGUCAGAUUAAUUUUCCAA